This is a messenger RNA of Neltuma alba, 2754 nucleotides long. Its product is annotated as S-adenosyl-L-methionine-dependent tRNA 4-demethylwyosine synthase. Lineage: Eukaryota; Viridiplantae; Streptophyta; Magnoliopsida; Fabales; Fabaceae. Gene Ontology annotation, molecular function: 4 iron, 4 sulfur cluster binding; FMN binding; catalytic activity. Gene Ontology annotation, biological process: wybutosine biosynthetic process. The record is from RefSeq and is a predicted model, not a curated record. The transcript is spliced from 8 exons. The coding region runs from base 91 to 2019 and encodes 642 amino acids.
UCGCUCUUCACUGAUAUGAAAGUGCCGUCCUUUACUGGUGAUCACACUUGGUUACUUUCUCUAGAACGAGUAGCACAAGAGAAGUAAAUCAUGCCGUUGUCUUCAGUCCCAGCUCGUCUUACACUUCUUGCACUUUUCUCUGCCACCACCUUCUAUUUUCUGUACAAGUCUCGCCGCCUCAGACACCUGAAACUUCCUCUAUAUCAUAAACCCACUCUUCCCAAUGCCAGAGGGAAGAUUCUCUUCGUUUCUCAAACAGGUACUUCCAAAUCCCUUGCUCAGCGUCUUCACGAGCUGUUGGCGGCCAACGACCUCGCAUUCGACCUCGUCGACCCCAAGGACUAUGAACCUGAGGACCUUCCUAAAGAAACUCUUGUCCUUAUCAUAGCUUCAACAUGGGAAGAUGGAAAACCACCUGCAAGUGCCAAAUUCUUUGCUACUUGGCUCGCUGAAAGUGCCAAGGAUUUUAGGGUGGGCUCUUUGUUGCUUUCGGGGUGCAAAUUUUCUAUAUUCGGCGUAGGGAGCCAAGCAUAUGGAGCCACUUUCAAUGCUGUUGCAAGGGAUUUGGCAGAGCAGAUGAAGGCGUUGGGGGCGACAGAGAUACUUCCCUUGUGUGAAGGAGAUGUCGACGUAGGUGAUAUAGAUGGGGUUUUUGAUCUUUGGAGUGCAAAGGUGGUUAGGUUUUUGAAGGGCGCUGUUUUAGAAAAUGGCGGGGUUUUUGAGUCCAAUGUCAACGGGGAAUGCAAUGCCCAAAGCCUUGGGGAUUCCGAAGAGGAGUCAGAUGAAGAGAACGGUAUGGAGUCGGAGAUUGUUGAUCUCGAGGACAUUGCGGGUAAAGCUCCUUCGAGGAAGUCGGUGCCAGUAGUUGAAAAUAAUGGGAAAUUCGAUGGUAAAAGAGAAAUGGUGACGCCAGUGAUCAGAGCAAACUUACAAAAACAGGGAUACAAAAUCAUUGGUUCACACAGUGGUGUUAAAAUUUGUAGAUGGACCAAGUCACAACUUCGAGGUCGAGGUGGUUGCUACAAGCACUCAUUUUAUGGCAUAGAGAGUCAUAGGUGCAUGGAGGCAACACCUAGUUUGGCAUGUGCAAAUAAAUGUGUUUUCUGCUGGAGGCAUCACACAAAUCCAGUAGGGAAGAGUUGGCAGUGGAAGAUGGAUGAUCCAAUAGAAAUUGUAAAUUCUGCAAUAGACCUACAUACUAAUAUGAUUAAGCAAAUGAAAGGAGUCCCUGGAGUCACCUUGGAGCGAUUAUCUGAAGGUCUCUCUCCUCGACAUUGUGCAUUAUCACUUGUUGGAGAACCUAUCAUGUAUCCAGAGAUCAAUUCACUUAUAGAUGAGCUUCAUAGACGGCGGAUUUCUACAUUUCUAGUGACAAAUGCACAGUUUCCAGAGAAGAUUAAGUUUCUAAAGCCUGUCACCCAGUUAUAUGUUAGUGUAGAUGCUGCUACAAAGGAUGCUUUGAAGGCAAUAGAUAGGCCACUUUUUGGAGAUUUCUGGGAGCGAUUCAUGGAUUCCUUGACUGCUUUAAAGGAGAAAGAGCAGCGAACUGUUUAUCGUUUGACCCUGGUUAAAGGUUGGAAUACAGAUGAUGUGGAUGCUUAUUCUAAACUCUUUAGUAUAGGAAAACCUGACUUUGUAGAAAUUAAGGGAGUCACAUAUUGCGGCUCGUCUGCUACAUCAAAAUUGACUAUGGAAAAUGUUCCCUGGCAUACUGAUGUGAAAGCUUUCUCAGAGGCAUUGGCUCUGAAAAGCCAAGGGGAGUAUGAAGUUGCCUGUGAGCAUGCUCACUCGUGUUGUGUCCUCUUGGCGAAAACUGAGAAAUUCAAGAUUGAUGGCCAAUGGUACACAUGGAUAGACUAUGAGAAAUUUCAUGACCUGGUGGCUUCUGGAAGAAGUUUUAACAGCAGGGAUUACAUGGCUGCCACGCCACCCUGGGCUGUCUAUGGAGCCGAGGAAGGUGGAUUUGAUCCUGGACAAUUGAGAUAUAGGAAGGAGCGACAUCAUAAAUCAAGCCGAUGAUCAUUCAGGUCAGAGAUACAAGAAACUUGGGCCAGCAACCUCUGUUCCCCACCCUUUUAUCUUUUUAUUUUUUAGAAGUUUCAUUACCAAAGCAUAACUCAGUUGCUUAUACUAGAGGACGUCAUCUUAAUACAUGGCUUUGCACUUGGGAUUAACCAUUGCAAUGUAAUUUAUCCCAUCCCACCUUUCUGGUUUUCCCCUAUUCAAGGAAGUUGAAGGUAGCACUUCUUGUUUCCCAACUCUUCAACUACUCUAAAGAUCACGACGGUGAACAUUUAGUUGUAGAAUUGGGAAGCGUGCCUUAUCGCAAAGUUCCGUUUGGUUGGUGCAAGGCAUGUGAAUUCCUUAAAAAUUGAGAUGUAUAGUAUUUCAUUAUAUUUCUUUUAUCUUUAUUCAACAAUCAACAGUAACUUUCUUUCUUAUGAAGAGGGAAAAUAAAUACUCUGAUCACUGUUCAACAAUGAACAUCUCGGAGGCUGAGCUUUUCGCAACAACAUUCAUAGAAAUGUUGGACAUACUAUUUACCGCCAGGGAUUUAUAGCAGAUGGCUUAACCAACUAAAACUACAUGAAGGGGUUCUGAUCUACUUGUUAUGAGUGAAAUUUUGGUUAUCUUAAUUUUGUUUUGAUAAGUGGCAAGGGCACUUCCAAAUCUCCAAGGUGUUUGCGUCCCACUAAUGGUAAAUUUGUAUCAGACUAAUUUUUAUUGUGCAUUGUGUAUUGACCGUUCAAAUUU